CUAAGAAUACAAAGUUGCAAAGCAGUUGCUAAUUUCCACGGGUAGAACAAGCUUGCUUUAAGGCAGCGUAGCACGGUGGAUGGAGAGACAGCCAGGGACGCCUGCAAGUUAAGCACAGGACCCCGGGUGUCACACAAGAAAAUGGUUCCAUUAUUGGAACCAGAACCUUCCAAGGAAGCCGAAAUCCCAGAAGAACAAGAAACCAGUGAGGAGUCUGAGAAUAUAUCUAGCUUAGAAAGCAUUAUUCAACAUAUUCUUACAGGAAACAUAGAGAAACUAAAGAAGAUUUUUGAAGACCCAGAAAACCCCUCUCACUCUAAGGUCAUGCAGCUAGUUUUGGAAGAAGAUGUCAUUGGUAGGAACUUCUUGUAUGCAGCAUGCAUGGUUGGGCAAAGCGACCUGAUUAGAAUGUUGGCACAAUGUGGUGUGAACCUGAAUGAGAAAACGGCUAGAGGUUACACACUCUUACACUGUGCUGCAGCCUGGGGCCAAGUGGAAACUUUAAAGACACUGGUGGAUCUGGAAGUGGAUAUCGAAGCACUGAACUUCCGAAAUGAAACAGCCCGGGACGUGGCUCUUCGGUACUCUCAGACAGAGUGUGUUGAUUACCUGGACUUUGCAGUUGCUCACCUGGCUCUGAAAAAGUCCAUUGCAAAGAUCCAGGCAAUCAUUACAGAUCCAGAGAAGGCACCAGGAAAGAUGAACAAGGAAGACAAGAAUUUGCUCAUGAGUGCCUGCCGGGCCAAAAUGGAGUGGCUUGAGCUCCAUGCAGAAACAACUAAAGAAGAGCUUCUUGAACAAAAGCAGCAACUGGAAGAUCUUGUGAAUCCUAUUUUGGUGAAAAUGGCCACACCACGUGAGUAUUGAACAGGAGAGCUGUUCA
This is a messenger RNA of Trichosurus vulpecula (common brushtail), 883 nucleotides long. RefSeq names its product ankyrin repeat domain 45 (gene ANKRD45). Bases 142 to 867 code for a protein of 241 amino acids. Lineage: Eukaryota; Metazoa; Chordata; Mammalia; Diprotodontia; Phalangeridae. The record is from RefSeq and is a predicted model, not a curated record. Gene Ontology annotation, molecular function: protein binding. The transcript is spliced from 5 exons.